GAUUCAGCUGCUCGUUGCCUUAAAUCCCUUCAUUCCACCUGAGCACCAUGUAAGCGGACCGACAGGAAACGAUCAGAGAGUCAGCCUGCACCGGGUCCCGUCGGGUCCAGAACCAGUGGGGUGCGAGUCCGUAACCUGUGGCUGUGGCGUCACCGUGCUGUGGGAGAAUGGAGAGCGACUGCCGGAUCCCGCUGGCUUGUUGUCGGCCUCGCGCUCUCCUCCUCCACGCUCUGUUCUGGGUCCUCGUCUCGCUCGGAGUGUACGGAGCAUCUCUGCGAAAUGAAGAGAAAACUACAGCAGCUUUGAAGCCUGCUGUCACUCCCUGCUGGCUCACAGAGGAGUUCGUGGUGUCRGAGCCGUGCGUCCGCUGCAAUGACUUCAUCUCUAAGACGCAGUUGGCCUGCAGACAGACGGGAUACAUCGAGAGAGUCAGCUGCACCAAGUCCAACAAGGAAGAGUACAAAAGCUGCCGCUCAGCUCUGAUGGAGGAGCAUCUCUUCUGGAAGUUCGAGGCGGCCAUGUUGGCUCUGACGGCUCUCUUCGCCGUCCUGGUGGUGAUCCGUCAGCGCCAGCUGGACCGGCUCGCCUCGGAGAAGGUCCGCCGGCAGAUUGAAUCCAUCUAGAACGAGGACCUCGCCUGUUUUUUUUUAUCCUGCAGCGGUAUUUUAAACAGCAGGUGGAGCUGAAAUGGUUCAGCCUCAGAGUUUGGACUGAGAUCAAAAAAAACCUGCGAAGAACUGGACUCGUGGAUGUUUUCAACACUUAUUUAAUACAAGACGUUUCGUCUUCACCCCCAAUUUUAUUUCCUGUUAAAAAUCCAAAACAAACUAAAACCAGAAAAGUUCUUACCACUAAUUGCAACAAACUGUAAAAUAUAUAUUUUAGUGCUAAAAGUUUAAAUAUAAACUGAGGAAAGUUGAAAUGGCAAGAAACAAAUGGACCUGAACGGACUGAAAAGUGAAAUGAAAAACUUUUGUUGACGUCACACCGACCAGGAGUGUGUUGUUGUUCAGCAGCUUGAAAGCAGCGUUAGGAUUUCAGAAACAGGACUUACAGAAGGCAGCGAUGCAGGUUUCUGUUAAAAACUUCAUUUUUUMCCCAACAUUCAUCUUUAUAUCCAGUCUGUGGUUUAAAAUAUAUCACCGAUGGGUUUUGUUUUUAUGGUUUAAGUCUCCUUUUCUGAAAAAAAAAAAAAACAAUUCAACUAAAACCUUCUGAUUGGUUCAAUCCCUUCUCGCUGCUCUCUGAUUGGCUGCUGCGUCAAACUGAACACAAACCGYUCCAGUAUCUGAACGUUGGCUCGUCCAGCAGCGAGGUCAUCGUGUUUCUGUGUCGGAGCUUCAGGCUCGUUCAGCUGAUGUUUCAUCUUGUGUAAAAUAUGUCCAGUUGUGUUUAAACAAAGCAGCAGAGUUCAGAUGAUUUUACUGUAAAUAAGUUUUUUUUUUUUCUCUGUGAAGUUUCUGACAAAAUAAACAAGAGAAACCAGCA
This is a messenger RNA of Austrofundulus limnaeus, 1488 nucleotides long. RefSeq names its product jumping translocation breakpoint (gene jtb). Gene Ontology annotation, biological process: mitotic cytokinesis. The record is from RefSeq and is a predicted model, not a curated record. Gene Ontology annotation, cellular component: cytoplasm; midbody; spindle. NCBI's taxonomy places the organism in Eukaryota, Metazoa, Chordata, Actinopteri, Cyprinodontiformes, Rivulidae.